AUGGAGAGCUUCCAGGAGGACGUUCUGGACUUGAGGAAGACCGUCGAAGCGUUCCUCGAUGCCGCCGAGGAGUUGGAGGCUCAGCAGGAAGAUUUGGAGGAGGAGCUGUUGGGCUUUGAUGAGCUGUCGGAUGAGGCGGCUGUCGCCUGUGACAGGGCUUACGAGGCCAUGUUCGCCUACUUGCACGACGAAGAGCGUCUCUGGGCCGUUGGUGAACAGGCCGUGGGAAUCUUCUGGGACACUGGGCAGCUGGAGCCUGCUGGACCUCGCCGAGAUCGCCUGAAGUCUAUGGCAGAGACCUUGACGAGGACCCUGAGCUCCCGGCUGAAGUUGGCAAGAGCCAGCGGCAUCGACAACGAGUGGCUCUUCGAGGCCUUGGGCGAGCUCUGGUUCUUCCAGGAGCUCGGCCUGGCCCUUGAGCCUUGGCUGACGGAGGCCUGCGAAGAGGGGCUGAGGGGCCUCAAGGGCAAAGUCAUGGAGGAGCUCGCCGGCUUCAGCCUGGAAGGCUUGAAGAGCGCCUCCUGCGGAGAGCUCUGUGACACGCUCAUGCAGGUGUGGACCGUCGAGCGGAGCUCCGUUUGUGGCCUUCUGAACACGCCUCCCCUGGAGUACGGCGUCCGCGAGGUGCUGGCGGAAGUUCGGAGGCGGCCUCUCAUCUUGCCCCCGAAGCCGGGCUUUUACCACUGCUUCUACUUGAUGACGCAUGUGGUGUACACUCUGAACUGUUUCAACGGUCACUUGCCAAACCGCCGCAGUGACUGCCCGUGGCUUUACGCCUACCUCGAGUGCUGCCUCGAGUUCUGGAUGACCGUGGCGUCUGCAGAGACCUCUGGGAUGUCGGCCUUGCAGGGGGAGGCGGUGGAUGCCAUUGCUGAAGCAGUCGACUGCUUGCGUGGAUUGAACGAAAGCUGCUCGCAAGCGACGAUCAGGGCGUGCAGGUGGCUUUUGUCUCGGCAACAGGCCGAUGGCUUCUUCGUGUCUCCCAACUCGAGGAGACCUGAGAACGAGUACGACCACCUGCAUCCCACCUGGACAGCAGCGGCUGCCUUGCAGCUUCAGCGCCAGGCGCCGGGUCCCAGUCGGCUUUGUGCGUGCUGGGCGCGACACGCCCGAGAGGCGGCAUCGGAGGUGGGCUUCUCGCAGCCGCCGGCUUGA
This is a messenger RNA of Symbiodinium sp. CCMP2456, 1155 nucleotides long. NCBI's taxonomy places the organism in Eukaryota, Dinophyceae, Suessiales, Symbiodiniaceae. The record is from the annotation of a GenBank genome assembly.